AUGUUCAUCAAUACAACACCGAUAACUAAUAUUACAACUGAAAUAAAUCCAGACAACCUGAGGACCUACAUGAACACAACUGAGGAUAAUCCAUUACAAGGGAACAAUAGUAACUUCUAUGGUGGAAACGACACGAAAACACCUUGUAAAGUUUUCAACUCAACAUCAUAUGGAGACAGCAACGCUGGGACGUUCGAGGCAAAAAUAAUCGAAAUACUCACAUACUUUCCUAUAACUAUUUGGAUAGGCUCAUUGCCGAAUAUUCUUAUCAUUUGCAUUUUGAUGAAAAAAAGAAAUCGUAAAUUUUCAACAGCGGUUUUCUUGAUGUCACUUGCUGCUGCAGAUUUGGCAAACGGAUGUGCCACAUUGAUGUACUGGCUGCAAGACAAUCGCUUCAUUGAGGAAUCUUACUCUAAAUUUGACUGUGUUUUAAGAAACUAUAUCGGGAUAGUUUUUAUAAUGGUAUCGAACUGGUUAUUGGCUGUUAUUUCAGUUGAAAGAUGUAUCUGUGUGGUAUAUCCGUUUGAUGUGAAGAAAAUAUGUUCAGUCACUGUAUCAAAGAUUGCAGUUAUAAUGGUUUGGGCAGCAGCGUUUAUCGUUGAGGCUAUACUGUUCUGGUCAAAUUUCAAAAUCGAGUACAACACCGACAUACAAUACGAUUAUGAAGACUGCUUUGCAGAGGAAUCUGACGAUAUGGCUCCCAAAGUGUGCAACGUUGACUUCAUCAGUGAAUGGCAUGAUCAAUUUUACAGCAUUAUUCAACCAAGCGUAAACGUUUUUCUGCCAUAUUCUAUAAUAAUGAUUUUUUCAUGUAUCAUUAUCUAUAACCUGAAGAAAGAAGAAAUACAAAAAAGAAAAACGGCAACAGUUGUUAACGCGAUUCUGACUUUGAAUGUCAUUUUCUUGGUAACAAACUUGCCAGAGAUGGUGGUUGAAUUUUUACGGCUUUCGGGUUAUGCAGUCAAUGAAGUUGUAGAAACGGUUGCUUUCAGGCUGCGAGAAUUAAACUUUAUUGCUAAUUUCUUUGUUUAUUUUCUUAGUGGCUCUAGGUAUAAGACUGAAGUAAAAGAUCUUUUUGCACGGGCAUGGGAUAAAACCAACAAUUUUGACUAGAUCUACAGAUUUAUUAUAUUUUUAUUUUCAUUUUGUUUCACAAAGGACAACAAUUUAUGGUUUAAUUGUUAGUUAUUUAAAAAUUGUCAUUUUGUUUUAACCAUGUUUAAGAUCUUAAUUUUCUCUCUUUCUACAAAAGGCAAUUACAUCGUAAUUUGACAUUA
Ruditapes philippinarum (Manila clam) is the source of this 1277-nucleotide messenger RNA. Its product is annotated as chemerin-like receptor 1. Gene Ontology annotation, cellular component: plasma membrane. Bases 1 to 1113 code for a protein of 370 amino acids. The transcript has a single exon. The record is from RefSeq and is a predicted model, not a curated record. Gene Ontology annotation, molecular function: G protein-coupled receptor activity. Gene Ontology annotation, biological process: G protein-coupled receptor signaling pathway. Lineage: Eukaryota; Metazoa; Mollusca; Bivalvia; Venerida; Veneridae.